This is a messenger RNA of Echinostoma caproni, 840 nucleotides long. The record is from the annotation of a GenBank genome assembly. Lineage: Eukaryota; Metazoa; Platyhelminthes; Trematoda; Plagiorchiida; Echinostomatidae.
AUGCUCCCAUACGACCAAGUGUCUCGAAUAGACUCUGCCGAGGAAGUCCUCCUCACUGCCUUCUCGUUGCGAAUGUGUUUUCCCACCAAAGUGAAGGGACGAAUAGCCGAUAUCUGGGCCUAUGAUCGGCCUAUCGAUCCAAAUCCAGCUGACGAGAACUGCGGACCGGAAUAUGGAUUCGAAUUACCUUUAGCAGAUCAGCGCCUGUUGUGGAUUGCUCGACCACGUCCAAUUAAUUCGGAAGAUUUCUACAAUUUCACCCAAUUCACAAUCGGAUUGAACGAGUUCACACCCAGUUUGCGCUCCGCCCGAUUCCACCAACGUUCGCCUAAGAAAGCUUCAUCGCGUGAAUCGGGGGACCCGUUGAUUAACGGAACGAUUGAUCACACCAAAAUGACAACUGUUGGUGGUCCGUUUCUACCACCCAGUGACAGUCGUUUUCGACCGGAUAUUCGUGCAUUGGAACAGGGUAAUAUAGACACCGCUGCGCUAGAAAAAACGCGAUUGGAAGAGAAACAACGUCAUGUGCGCAAACUGACCGUUUCACAACAGUCACGACCCCGCUCUAGUCAAUCUACUGGAGGGCUGUCCAAUAAUACCCAACAAAGCUUAGCCUCAAAUAACUUGAGCAGUCGAAGCAAAGGAAGUGAAACCAGUUUACUGCUGCCCCAUCAUCCACGCGCAAAACCAACUCGUUCCCGAUCCAGUAUUGCUCCUCCAUUGAUUGUCGGUCCUGUAUGGUUUCAUCUAGGCUACACGGAAGCCACGAAACAAGAGGAGUGGAAAUUCACUGGUGACUACUGGUCUCGAGAUUGGUCCCGAUGUCCAGAUCUGUACUAA